Messenger RNA from Tetranychus urticae (two-spotted spider mite), 3226 nucleotides. Lineage: Eukaryota; Metazoa; Arthropoda; Arachnida; Trombidiformes; Tetranychidae. The record is from RefSeq and is a predicted model, not a curated record.
GUUUACCCGGGAAAUCAUCUUGUUUUGUUGAACACUUCUCGUUUGGUGGAUUUGUUUUUCUUCUUCUAUUUUGUUCAAUGGGUGUUUAGUUGAUUUGUUUAAAUUUAGUUUGUUUCUACAUUCAUACUGGCUUAAUUCAAUCUAAAUGUCCAAUCGACGCAAGAGACGUAGUAAUCAAGUUGACCAGGAGCUUAAUGAUGAUGCUCCAGAUGAAAAUGUUGAUGGUCCUUUCUCUAGGGGUUCCAUCAUCAGGAUUCGUCUUAAAAAUUUCAUGACGUACAAGAGUGUGGAACUCCAUGCUGGGCCUUAUUUGAACAUGGUUCUGGGUCCAAACGGAACUGGUAAAUCAGCUCUAGUUUGUGCCAUAAUUGUUGGUUUAGGAGGAGAUCCUUCAGCCACCGGACGUUCCGGCCAACUUAAUGAGUAUAUUCGAUUUGGUUGUCCUUACGCUCAAACCGAGAUUGAAUUAUUCAAUCCAUCAGGUGAUAAUUAUGUUAUCAAGAGAAAAAUUUCUACUUCUGGGGAUGGUAAAAGUAAAUCGGAUUGGUUAUUGAACAAAGUGCCAAAAAAGUUAUCUGAAAUUAAGGAAUUGAUAUCAAGCUUAAACAUUCGAGUUAGUAACCUGUGUCAAUUUUUACCUCAAGAGAAAGUGGUAGAGUUCGCUCGGAUGAAUCCUGUGCAGCUAUUGGAAAAUACUCAAAAAGCUGCUGGUGAUGAAAACAUGUUUACCACUCAUGAAAAGCUUAUAAAGUACAGCGAUAAGAUCAAGGAGCUCCGUAAAAAGAAAGCCAAUUUAGAUCAACAACUAGCUACUGAUCAACACUUAACUGAUCGUUUGAUUGAAGCGGUUGAACGAGUUAGAGAAAAGGAGCAAUAUGCCGAGAAAUUGAGUUGGUUACAAAAAAAGAAGCCUUGGCUCGAAUUCGAGCAAGUUCGACAAGAAUAUGUUGAAGCAAAGGCAAAUUUGGAGAGACGAGUUAAAGAAUACGAAAAGAGUAGAUCUCAAAAUAAGCCUUUGGAAGAGAAAGUCGACAAGGAGAUUUCUGCCAUCAAUAAAGCAAUAGCUGAACCUAAAGCGUCUUUAGAAGAGCUCAAACCUCCACUUCACCUGGUUCCCACUCACAAAAAGGGAGGAAAUAAAUUAAGUCAUAAGAACAAUGAGUUAGAAUCGGAAAAGAGUUUGCUUCAAGAAAGACUUGAUGCAUCAGCUGACGAAAACUAUGCUAGCCGAAUCGAAGAGAUCGAACAUGAAAUAACGGAAAAACAUACAAGCCUGAAACAGCUUACAAUUAGCAAGGAUAAAAUGGUCCAAGAAAUUGAAAAAAUGAAAGAAAGAUAUCGACAACUCAGAAGUGAAAGAGAUCAAAUCAUCAAUGUUGAAGUGCGAAGACGAGAGCUUCUCAAAAGAACUGAUCCAAAGGUUUGGGAUGCAGCUGAAUGGCUUCGUCGUAACCGAGAAAAGUUCAGUCGUAUGAUCUAUGAACCCAUGAUGACUCAAAUAAAUGUGAAAUGUGCUGAGUGGAUUUGCUAUGUCGAAGCUACUAUUCCAAGACGAGAUUUGGUCGCAUUUGUUUGUGAAGAUAUAGAGGAUCUUAAAAAGUUUACAACCAUGUUGAAAAGAGAUAAUCUCAAUGUAAAUGUUGUUCAAGCCCCAGGUGCAGAUGAUGUGAACAUGGACCCCAAGCUGCCUAUGGAUGAUCUAUCUCCUUAUGGAUUCAAGCAUUACAUCAAAGAUUUGUUUGAUGCUCCUGAUGCCAUAACCCGAUAUUUGUGUAAAAAUUAUAAUCUUCAUAAUGUUCCUGUUGGUGAUGAAGAUGUAGAUUCAAAUCGAUUCCUCAGAGAAAAUAGUCAAAUUCAAAGAUUCUUUUGCGGUAAUACAUCUCAUUCUUGGACUGUUUCUCGUUAUGAUAGAGAAAAGGUUAUCUCAACUGAUCGCUUGAGAGACCCAUCUCUGUUAGUAAUGAUUGUAGAUAAUGUUCGUAAACGCCAAAUCGAAGAAAGAAUGGAAGCUAUUCAGUCCAAAGGAAAAGCGCUUGAAAGUGAAAAAGCAUCUAUGGAGGAAAAGAUCGAACAUUUACGAAGCCAAAUGUAUUCUCUUCGUGAUACGAGAAAACAAUUGAUCGAAAAAAGAGACGAGAAAAAAAACUCUGCAAAAAGGCGUCUUCAGAAAGCCAAAGAUGAACUUGAUAAAUCUAAUAAGAAAUUUGAGAAUUAUGAAACAGAUAUUGAACGGUUAAAAGAAAUUAGAGAUGAAGCACGCCGAGAAGCCAAAAAGAAACAAAAAGAUGCCCAGCUUGCCAUUAAUUGCAAUGAAGCUGAGCUACCCAAAGACGUCAAAAACAGAUUCAAAAAGCUUCCUGAUACUCUACCCGAAGUUGAAGAAGAAAUGCGAAGACUUGCCCUAAGAAUGUCCAGUAUGGAAGAGCUUUGCGAUGAAUCUGUUCUCAAUGAUUACAAUCAACAAACUGAUCUUAUUAAACGAAGAAAACGAGAAAUUGAUUUAGUUUCCGCCGAUUUAAGGCUUAUUGAAAGUGAUGUUGCAGCUUUUAAAGGUCGCUGGAUACCUGCUAUCCAAGAACUAAUUGGUCGCAUCGACAAAAAUUUUUCAAAAUUUAUGUCUCGACUGGAAUACGCCGGUGACGUUUCCCUCUCUCAUGGUGAUGAUCCUGAGGACUUUUCUACUUAUGGAAUUUCAAUCAAAGUUCGUUAUCGUGACAAUGAAACUCUUAAAGAAUUAUCAGCUUUCCAUCAAAGUGGAGGUGAACGUAGUGUUGCCACUAUGAUUUAUAUGAUCGCGUUGCAAGAAUUGACUAAAGUUCCUUUCCGAAUCGUAGAUGAAAUCAAUCAGGGCAUGGAUGAUACAAAUGAAAGACGGGUUUUCGAUCUCAUUGUAGAGACAGCGAGUACCAAUUCGUCUCAAUACUUUUUAUUUUCUCCUAAACUGUUACCAAAGCUAACCUACACCGAUCGAAUGCAUAUUCACGUCAUUUUCAAUGGACCCAAAUUUUCUGUGGACUGGAAUCGUUGUAAAGCUCAAAUAGCUGCUUAAUACUUCUAUAGCAAUGUAUAAUUUAGCAGCAAAAUGUAGCUAAUUUAGUCAAUAUUUCAUUUUUUCUCAUUCCAGUGAACCACUUAAAGACAAGUUAAACAUUUAUUUUUGUGUUCUGCUACUAUUUUGUCUAUCAUAAGAGUUUAAUAAAACAAAGUGUUGUAUUUUGACCUAUGA